CCGGGAGCGGGCGGCCACCGCCCGGGGCGGGGCUUGCGGCGCGGCGCGCGGGCGGGCCGAGCGGCAGCGCAGUCCCGUUAGAAGCCGCGCAGCGAGGCCCCACCGGCGCCGGAGGAGAGACCCGCCGCGCCCAGCCCGCCGCGAAGAUGCCGAAGACGAUCAGUGUGCGUGUUACCACCAUGGAUGCUGAGCUGGAGUUUGCCAUCCAGCCCAACACUACAGGGAAGCAACUCUUUGAUCAGGUUGUGAAGACAAUUGGUCUAAGAGAGGUCUGGUUUUUUGGACUUCAGUAUCAGGACACCAAGGGCUUCUCAACGUGGCUGAAACUGAACAAAAAGGUGACGGCACAGGAUGUGCGCAAGGAGAGUCCCCUGCUCUUCAAAUUCCGUGCCAAGUUCUACCCAGAGGAUGUGGCAGAGGAGCUGAUCCAGGACAUCACUCAGCGCCUCUUCUUCCUCCAAGUGAAGGAGGCAAUCCUGAAUGAUGACAUUUAUUGCCCUCCAGAAACAGCUGUCCUCCUGGCUUCUUAUGCUGUCCAGUCAAAAUAUGGCGACUUUAACAAAGAGGCGCACAAGCCUGGCUACCUUGGUAGUGACAAACUGCUCCCACAGAGAGUUCUGGAGCAGCACAAACUUAACAAGGACCAGUGGGAGGAGAGGAUCCAGGUGUGGCACGAGGAACAUCGAGGAAUGAUUAGAGAAGAUGCUGUCUUGGAGUACCUGAAAAUUGCACAGGAUCUGGAAAUGUAUGGUGUGAACUACUUCAGCAUUAAGAACAAAAAGGGCUCUGAACUCUGGCUUGGUGUAGAUGCUCUUGGACUCAACAUUUAUGAGCAGAAUGACAGGCUAACACCGAAAAUUGGAUUCCCUUGGAGUGAGAUCAGAAAUAUCUCAUUCAAUGACAAGAAGUUUGUUAUCAAGCCUAUUGACAAGAAAGCUCCAGACUUUGUAUUCUACGCCCCUCGGUUACGGAUUAACAAGCGAAUCUUGGCGCUCUGCAUGGGGAACCACGAGCUCUACAUGCGCAGGCGUAAACCGGAUACCAUUGAAGUGCAGCAGAUGAAAGCGCAGGCUCGGGAGGAGAAGCAUCAGAAACAGAUGGAGAGAGCCCUGCUGGAGAAUGAGAAGAAGAAGAGGGAGCUGGCAGAAAAGGAAAAGGAGAAGAUUGAACGUGAGAAAGAGGAGUUAAUGGAGAGACUUAAGCAAAUUGAGGAGCAAACCAAGAAAGCUCAGCAAGAACUGGAAGAACAGACCCGCAGAGCCAUGGAGCUGGAACAGGAGAGAAAACGAGCUCAGGAGGAAGCAGAGAAACUGGCUAAAGAACGUCGAGAAGCAGAAGAGGCAAAGGAGGCGCUCCUGAAAGCAUCCCAUGAUCAGCAAAAGACCCAGGAACAACUGGCUGCUGAGAUGGCAGAACUCACAGCUAGGAUCACGCAGCUGGAGCUAGCCAGGCAGAAGAAGGAGAGUGAGGCCCAGGAGUGGCAACAGAAGGCGCAGAUGGUGCAGGAGGACCUCGAAAAGACCAAAGAAGAGUUGAAGACUGCCAUGAGCACCCCCCACGUCGCCGAGCCCAUGCACUCUGAAAAUGAGCACGAUGACGAGCAGGAUGAGAAUGCCGCAGAGGCCAGCGCCGAGCUGCGGUCGGAGGCCACCAUCAAGGACCGCAGUGAAGAGGAGCGCACCACUGAAGCGGAGAAGAAUGAACGGGUCCAGAAACACUUAAAGGCUCUUUCCUCUGAGCUAGCAAACGCUCGUGAUGAAACCAAGAAGACAGCCAACGACAUGAUCCACGCUGAGAACAUGCGACUGGGCCGAGACAAGUACAAGACCCUCCGUCAGAUUCGGCAGGGCAAUACCAAGCAGCGCAUUGAUGAGUUCGAGUCCAUGUAAACUCUCCCCUGCACCUGCUGCCCCUCACUCUUCUCCCCUCUUUCCCAUCCUCUCCCAUCACUCACUCGUAAUCGUGCUGCGCUGGAACCACUACAGAAGAGUGACCAUGGUCUUAUUUAUAGAGUUUUGGGCAAGUGCUGCAGUUCAGCAGUGGAGGAAAAACCAACAUCUGCAUCUUCCUGGGAGUGGCUGGGGAAAGCAAGCUUGUAUUGGGGCAAAUUUGAAAUUGCUUGGCUUUGAGUAAAGUCUCACUGCAUUUAGUUCUGUAUUGCUUGUUGAAAUGGCUGUGUUGCUGCUCUCUCCCACUGGGUAAAGAGGCCACCAGAUACUUUGACUGAAUUACUUUGAGUAAACUGCUACAGUUUGACACCGUGCCUUCCUACUAACUUGCACAAACUUCAAUAUUAAGCUUAAUGGCCAGGGUCUAAAUUUCUGACUGUAUACAGGGUCUGACUCAUGUAGUUGAGAAGGGGAGGCUGGAGGUAGGGAAUAGGGGUUGGUGGUGUAAUACAGACUUUCUUCUAAAAGACCAAAGCUUUUGACCUUAAAACUUAAGCGGGCAGAAUAGAUAAAUAGUGGUGUUAAUAACAUCUUGUAUGACCCUGCUGGUGUUAGCUUUUCUUUUUUAAUGAUGAAAUUUUGAAUUUCCUAAUCAUGUGGAGGCCUUUGGAAUAUUUCCACCGAAGUGUGUUUUGGACCAUCAACUUCCCUGUUUUCCAGAAGAAAUGUUUUCCUCUGGAUAAAUUGCUUUGUUUACUGUCACUUGUCUGACUUGAAUGUAACCAGUGAAGCAGAAAUAGCUAAAGAACAUUGCCUUCCAUUUUGGGGUCACCAAUGGAAGCUUAGAGGGAUAGGCAGAAAUGCAAAGAACUAAAACUUGUUGUAGCUAUGUUUUUCCCUUGCUGUAAAACAGUAUACCCCUGGUUGUGGAAUGGGAUUUCAGGUGUUCAGAAGAGGCCUUUUUAACACAUAGUCAUUGGUGCCUUAUGACUGCGUAUAGAUCUGCUGUAGCUCAGAUGUCUUUGCUUAAACUAAAUAUAAUCAUAAAAAAUGAUGAGCAGCUGGGGACCAAAAAUUACUUUUUUAUCUGGGCGAUGUACAAGUUUGAAUCUGUCUUCCCAGCUUCCAGCAACAUCCGAGGGGAGAGGACCAUGAAGCAUUUGUCCAGCUGCUGCCUUAAUCCUCCCUCGCGUUCUGCUGGGUCCCUGGCUCUGGUGUUUUCCCUUCCCCAGAAGGAUGUGUUGCCCCUUUGCAGCUUUGAGAACGGAGGGCUCUGUCUGUUAGAAAUAGACCCUGGUGAUUGUGAGGAGACUUGUCCUGAGAGCUGGCUGGAACAAUUGCCAGUGCCCUUGGCAUCCCGUCUUCCAAGCUAUCUGUUCCUGUCCGUGCUGUAGCUACCCAGAAUCCUUUCCUCCGUUUCUGGGGAAGGAACAGCCAUGUAUGCUCAGGGUUGAAUUGGAUUUUGCCUUGAUCCUUCAUAGAAGGAAAUCUUCAACUUUAGAAGAGGCCUCUUUCAAGUGGAUUCCAUCUAAAAUGGAGUUCUCUUUUGCUUUGCCCUCCCUGGAUUGGCCUGUCCCUAUAGGAAGUCAUCAGGCUAGCCUAUAAUUUAACUAACUGCCUAGCACGAUCCUAAAUCUUACAGCUUUCCCAGUUUUGUGGAUGCCUCUCUUGUCUCUAUGGUAUCACUGUUAGUGGUAAUAGAAGGAAACAUCUGAAUAUGCUAGGACUCUUUCAGCUCCCUAUGCUAUGGGAAAGGUAAAGGGGAGCGUGCCAAAAAAGAUGUUCAUGUCAGUGUUAAUAAACUGCAGUGUUUCCCCAAGAAUUCCUUGGGCUGCUAGCAACAACCUCACCAGUGCUGUAUUUUUUCUUGGAAGCAAUACAAGCCUGUGUGGAGAUCCACACGACGCCAACCAACCAGACCUCUGCUGGGAGCAUCGCUCCGUGCCCCUUCUACGCGUCCAGCUAAGUCAGUGGGAGCCCCCUUCCCUCCCCCGGGCGCAGCGUGUCUCUGGCGAGUGACGCAGGGAGCCUUUGGUUGGCCGAAAACACAUGCCCCAGUGCUUUGAAUGUCACCAGUGAAAGGUUGCAGUUAAACCUGUCAGAACUGAUUUGCAUAUUUCUGUACUGAAGGGUUAUUGGCGCCAGCUCCACAUGAGUCUCAUUACUGGGGAACAAACAACCAUUACACUUCUGUUCGGGUGCUUCAAAGCUGGUUCUCAGCACUUCUGCUCUGUCCAUGGCAACUGCUGGUGCAUCUGGGGGGGAGGGUAAGCCCUUAUUACGUUUUAACAGUUUCCUAAUGAGAAGAUAUACGGUGCCUGGAAUAUAUGUUCAAAUAAUAAACCAGUAAACCUCUUUCUGCUUUGAUGGGUCUCACAAUACUGCUGAACUCAUGUAUUGCAGUGCUGGCGUGACUUCUGUUUAGAGGGUGUGGGGUUUUUUUGUUUUUGUUUCCUCGUUCUAAUUCCAAAUGGUCCAAUACAGGAAUAGAACGGCUUGUGCCAGUGAGUCCACCUAACUCCUUGUGUAGUUGUUUCAGCCUUGCCCUCUUCUUAACCAGUAUUAUAUUACAGUGGUAUCUAAUGAUAUUUGAUUUCAAUAUUUCUAGCUAUGCACAAUUAGAAAAUAUUAGUUAUGGGACGGAGGAUAUUUUUAUGGUCCCCCAUCCCUUGGAAAUGUAUACUGUAUUGUAAAGAGAUGAUAUUUUGCAAGAAAACUAAUGUAAGAAGCUUUCAGUAUUACAGUGAGAUUUCUAGACAUUUUUUUUAUUUUUAGAAUACAGUGAGUUUUUCUUCCUCUCCCUGUUCCAGAUUAAUUGGAUAAAUACUCCUCUUUGGGGUUGGAGGGAGGGAAUUGCCUUAAAAUGUUUGCCUGGCUUGUUUUUUCUUUUUUCUUUUCUUUUUUUUGGGGGGAGGGAUUGCUGUAAAUUAAAUUGAGGGGUUUUGGGGUUUUUUUGUUGACCAGUCUUUUUACUAGUUUUUAUUAAAGCAUCAGUGGGGCGAUUCAUGGGUCCAUGUGGUUAUCUGCAAAGAGCCUCGAUAUUAAGGUGUCUUGUUUUCCUAUUUGGAGGAGUUGUUAAAAUCCAUACCUUGUUCUUCCUACAGUGCCAAUAAAGUUUAGAGAAAAUCAACAGAAA
Messenger RNA from Dromaius novaehollandiae (emu), 5025 nucleotides. It is a transcript of the gene MSN, whose product is annotated as moesin. Gene Ontology annotation, cellular component: cytoskeleton; microvillus; apical part of cell. The coding region runs from base 147 to 1889 and encodes 580 amino acids. Lineage: Eukaryota; Metazoa; Chordata; Aves; Casuariiformes; Dromaiidae. The transcript is spliced from 13 exons. The record is from RefSeq and is a predicted model, not a curated record. Gene Ontology annotation, molecular function: actin binding; cell adhesion molecule binding. Gene Ontology annotation, biological process: regulation of organelle assembly; positive regulation of protein localization to early endosome; regulation of cell shape.